Caenorhabditis sp. 36 PRJEB53466 is the source of this 930-nucleotide messenger RNA. NCBI's taxonomy places the organism in Eukaryota, Metazoa, Nematoda, Chromadorea, Rhabditida, Rhabditidae. The record is from the annotation of a GenBank genome assembly.
AUGAGAGAGAUCGUGCACAUUCAAGCUGGGCAGUGUGGAAACCAAAUUGGAUCCAAAUUCUGGGAAGUAAUCUCCGAGGAGCACGGAAUUCAGCCCGACGGGACUUUCAAAGGGGAGAGCGAGCUUCAGCUGGAAAGAAUCAACGUCUACUUCAACGAAGGAAAGAGUCAGUGUUCCCAUAGACUGACCACUUGCAGAAUGUUUCUUUUCAGGAGGUAAGUACGUUCCUCGCGCCAUUCUCGUUGAUCUAGAGCCGGGAACCAUGGACGCCACCCGUUCUGGUACCUUCGGACAGCUCUUCCGUCCGGACAACUUUGUAUUCGGACAGUCCGGGGCCGGAAACAACUGGGCCAAAGGGCAUUACACAGAGGGAGCCGAGCUCAUCGACAAUGUUCUCGACGUGAUUCGCAAGGAGGCCGAAGGAUGCGACUGCCUUCAGGGAUUCCAGAUGACCCAUUCUCUCGGAGGAGGAACCGGGUCCGGAAUGGGAACCCUUCUCAUCUCCAAGAUCCGUGAGGAGUACCCGGACAGAAUCAUGAGCUCAUUCUCGGUCGUGCCGUCGCCGAAAGUAUCCGAGUGCGUCGUUGAGCCGUUCAACGCCACCCUCUCCGUCCACCAGCUCGUCGAGAACACCGACGAGACCUACUGCAUUGACAACGAGGCCCUCUACGAAAUCUGCCACAAAACCCUAAAGCUCACUAACCCGACCUAUGGAGACUUGAACCAUCUCGGUAUUCAGUUCAACUAUUACUUAUAGUUUCUAAUUUGACGUUUUCAGUGUCCUUGACUAUGUCUGGAGUCACCACCUGCCUCCGCUUCCCAGGACAACUCAACGCCGAUCUCCGCAAGCUGGCCGUGAACAUGGUGCCGUUCCCACGUCUCCACUUCUUCAUGCCAGGAUUCGCCCCACUCUGCGACAAGAAAACUUAG